AUGUCUAAAGACAUGUUGAGUAUUGGUUCAGAUUCCAAGCCACCGGUUCUUGCUAUUGGCGAGUAUCUACAAUGGAAAGUUCAGAUGAUCCAUUUUCUAGACAAUAAAGAUGAAAAGUUGAUGCAAUCCAUAAAGAAUGGACCUUACAUCAGUUACAUAGAUCUACUUGCCCAGACAACUGAAGAGGGUAUUGUUGUUCAUGCAUCAAAAAAGAAGAAAGAUCCUCAGUAUUUUACUGAAACUGAAAAACAAAAGGUCUUGAUUGAUAAGAAAGCAUUGACGUACACGUUAAUGGAAAUUCCGAAUGAGCUGUUUAACAGAAUAGAUAUUUGUGGAUCUGCAAAAGAUCUAUGGGAUGAGCUUGAAAAGCAUAUGCUUGGUAGUGAGAAAUCUGUACAAAGUAGGAUGAAUCAGUGUAUUAGUGCUUAUGAAGGGUUUAGGGCAAGAGAGAAUGAAUCAAUUACUAAAUCCUACAACUGA
Molecule: messenger RNA, 480 nt
Organism: Cynara cardunculus var. scolymus (artichoke)
Lineage: Eukaryota; Viridiplantae; Streptophyta; Magnoliopsida; Asterales; Asteraceae
Exons: 1
Coding region: 1-480 (159 amino acids)
Source: RefSeq, a predicted model, not a curated record